AAGAAGUCGUUGCAAGUGAGAACGUAUACAGACUCGCGGUAUAUUUCAAACAGUGUUAGUGUAACAUGUCAGCUUUAAUUGUAAGCUUCCUGAUCACCAACAGUGUUUUAUGCAGAGCGACAGUUACUUUAACCUCAUUCAGUGUCCCAGAGAAGAAGUCCAACUGUCCACUUGGCUAUUUCCCGUGUGGAAACCUGACCAAAUGCCUUCCGCAGCUCCUGCACUGUAACGGUGAGGAUGACUGUGGUAACCAGGCAGAUGAAGAAAACUGCGGAGAUAACAAUGGAUGGCCUAAUCUGUUUGACAAAUAUUUUGGAAUCCUCAGUGAUGACUUUGGAACCAAGUCCAAGAAAUGCUUGCUGGGGGCCGUCCCUGACUCGUGCCUGUGCCGGGGCCUGGAGCUGGACUGCGAUGGCGCUCUGCUCCGGAGCGUCCCGACGGUUUCCACGAACGUCACCAUGAUGUCUCUGCAAAGAAACAGGCUGAGGAAACUCAAUGCUGAUAUAUUCUAUAAGUACCAGAAUCUUCAGAAACUAUAUCUUCAGCACAAUAGGAUUCGAGUUGUGAACCCACAUGCAUUCAGGGGACUGUAUAAUUUAACAAGACUAUAUUUGAGCUACAAUAAAAUAUCCAUUUUAAAGCCUGGGGUGUUUCAAGAUCUUUAUAAACUUGAAUGGUUGAUCCUGGAAAAUAACAAAAUCAACCAGAUUUCCUCUCUGACGUUCUCUGGGUUACGCUCACUGGUCCUUUUGGUCCUCCUGAAUAAUGCUCUCAGUCAGCUGCAUGACAAGACUAUCUGUCUGGAGAUGCCUAAACUGAACUGGCUUGAUAUGGAAGGCAAUCAGAUUGAGACGGUUGGGAAUGUGACUUUCUCCUCUUGCAAAAUGCUGACAGUGCUGGUUCUACAGCGAAACCGAAUCAGUCGCUUACAUGAAAAUGCUUUCUCACCGCUACAGAAACUUGGGGAGCUAGAUUUGUCAAGUAACCAGAUCAAAACAAUUCCCCCAAAUCUGUUUGUUGAUCUUGGUGAACUCCUACAGCUGAAUAUUUCCUAUAACCCCAUUCUUGAAUUGCAAAUGGACCACUUUGAUAACCUGCAUAAAUUAAAAUCAUUAAGCAUAGAGGGCAUAGAGAUUAGCAACAUACAGAGACGAAUGUUUGAACCUCUGAAGGACCUAACACACAUAUAUUUUAAGAAGUUCCAGUACUGCGGCUACGCCCCGCACGUGCGCAGCUGCAAGCCAAACACGGACGGGAUCUCCUCCUUUGAGAAUCUGCUGGCCAACAUCGUACUCCGGGUCUUUGUCUGGGUAGUCUCGGCCACCACGUGCUUUGGGAACAUCUUCGUUAUUUGCAUGCGAUCUUACAUCAGAUCUGAAAACAAGCUGCACGCCAUGUGCAUCAUAUCUCUCUGUUGUGCAGACGGUCUAAUGGGCGUGUACCUGUUUGUGAUCGGCGCCUUUGACCUGAAGUUCCGAGGCGAGUACAACCGGCACGCCCAGUCGUGGAUGGACAGCGUCCAGUGCCAGGUGGUGGGCUCCCUGGCCAUGCUGUCCACGGAGGUGUCCGUGCUGCUGCUCACCUACCUGACCCUGGAGAAGUACGUGUGCAUCGUCUACCCCUUCCAGUACCUCACCCCGGGCCGCUGCCGCACGGUCAGCGUGCUGGUGUCCAUAUGGGUCCUGGGCUUCGUCAUCGCCUUCCUCCCGCUCGUCGGGAAGGGCUUCUUCCGGAAUUUCUACGGCACCAACGGAGUGUGUUUCCCGCUGCACGCCGAGCAGCCUGAGACUGUGGGGGCGCAGGUGUACUCGAUUGUCAUAUUCCUGGGCUUGAAUCUGGUGGCCUUUCUUAUUAUAGUGUUCUCAUACGGAAGCAUGUUUUACAACAUCCAGAAGACAGGCACAAGAGCGACAGAGUACAGCAAUCACAUCAAAAAGGAGGUGACCAUCGCGAAGCGUUUCUUCUCCAUCGUGAUCACAGAUUCGCUCUGCUGGAUACCCAUUUUUGUGCUAAAGAUUUUAUCUUUGAUGCAGGUGGAAAUUCCAGGCACAAUCAGUUCUUGGGUGGUGAUUUUCAUCCUUCCAAUCAACAGCGCGCUCAACCCAAUCCUGUACACGCUCACAACGCGUCCGUUCAAGGAGACCCUCCUCCAGGUGUGGAUCAACUACAGGCAAAGGAGGCCUCUCUCCCGCGCCCAUCCCGCCUACACGCCCUCCUUCACCUGGCUGGAGAUGUGGCCCGUCCAGGACGCCGCCCCGCCGCUGUCCUCGCCCGAGUACCUGGCCCACCCUUCCGAAAUGUCCUCGGGACGGUGCGAGCUGCUGCCCGCCAAGAGCCGGAGUGCAGUAUGAGCCCGUCUGACUGGCUAGGCCUUUUCCCACCCAGAACCACCCAACCCAAUACUCUCCCCUCAAUGGUCCUUUCUUCUGAAUGGGUGCUAUUCUUUGCUGGUUGGGCCUGAAUGGUAGCUGCCCCUGUCUCAUUUAACUUGUCUGCCUCAGAAAUAUGUGCAACAUGGAAUGAUAGUUUGACAGAUUGGUAUUAGAAAUGCAGACUGCAGUACAAAUGAAUGAGGAAUAACAACAACAUUCAACAUCUAGAAAACUAGCUAAGGAAGAAGAAUAAAAUCUAUUGGACGAUUUAUCCAUCUUCUGAAAACUGGGGCUUUUUCUAUGGAGCAACACAGCAUGUAUUCAUUUUUUUUCAGCACGUGGACCAAUAUUGUGGGCUCAUUCAAAAGGAUUCACAUCAGUCAAAGACCUGGUUCAUCUCAAGAAUAUCCUUAUGAGCCAUAUGUUAUGACUCGCCAUGAUUAUCUACUUUCAGUCAAAUUGGACAGCAGGCAGCUAAACACGCAUUGAUUUUUAUGUUUUGACAGUGUUGUAUGCUAUUCACCAUCAAUAACUUUGAAUAUGAAAUGUUGUAAAAAAACUGUUAUGUAUAUACAGUAGAAUUGAAAUUCUAUAAUGCAAACAGCCCUCAUUAUGAGAGUUAACUGUUAUUCAGAAACUCAGAGAACAACUGAUGUUGUAUAUAUUUCCAUAUAAUGUGUAGUGUAUGCAGUGGAAGUACUGGUUCCUGUUGAGUGACAUCAAGUGUCCAAAUAGCACCUCAUUACACAGGUUAUAUAAUCCAUCUUUGAUUUCACUAUAAGUUUUUUUUUUUACAACUUUUUUACAACUCUGGUUACCCAAAUUUUAUUUUAAAAUACCAAUACCUUUACACCAAGGCUGGCCAUUCAACAUAUUAACCAAUGCAUGAAUGGUUCGUUUCGACCAUGUCAAAUGUUCAGUUGUCUAGUUCAAUCUAUGAUGAGUUAUGACAAUAUAAAGGAACUCGCCUACGAUUACUUCUCAAUGGAAAGAAACAUCUUUCCCCACCAUUUGCAGUAUUCAGUAGGGAGAGGAGGCCUCACGCAAUUCAACAGAAAUUAGACUGCACUGACCUGAUCUGUUGUAAACUGCCUCAAAACUAUAUGUAUUUAAUCUGAGUAUAUGAAAGGGUCCUAGAACAUGAAUGUUUUGAAUAAUUAUAUGUCUGAACAACAGCGUAAGAGCAAUGAAAUGAUAAUGUGAAUGGAUGCAGCCUUGAUGAAAAAAAUUCAAUAUUAUUUGUGCUGCUAAUUCUAUUAUAAAGACAUAGGGCGGAGCCUCUGAAAGCCUAUGUUAUGAUUGCAUUGGUGUAACUACUUUCCAGUGUUGUACUAACUGUAUGGAUUUCAUUAUUAUUUAUGCUAAACCUUUUUCUGGCAUGUGAAAUUGUGUAAUUUAAAAUACAAUUUAAAAUUCUGUCCCAAAUGAAUAAAAUUAUACUUUACAAGCACCUGCUCUAUAGUUAGUCCCUUACUGCCUGGGUUUUUAAAGCAGGGGUCCUCAAACCGCUAGCAGUCCUUCAAGGCACUGUAGUGGGUCCUUGGCCAGACGUGAUAUGCAAUGACAAUAUAUAGAUUUGGGAAAGUAUUUGUAAAUAUAAACCCCUUUAAAAAUAAAAAGGAAUAUGACCCUUUUUAUCUUAUGGUGGUGGUCCCCUGGAUGUCUUUGGGCCUAGGUCCCUGCAUCAGAAAAAGUUGAGAACUCCUGCUUUACAGAAAUCAACUGAAGAAGCAUGUAGAAGCAAAGACAGUAUGUUUUGCAUCUCACUCUGAAAUCACAAAAGACAGACAACCCCUGACUUGUAUUAUAUUGUACUUCUGGAGUUUAUUGUCCUUUACUUCAUUUAAGUUAUGUCACCAGUAGAUGGUGCUGAGGUCAC
Messenger RNA from Anguilla rostrata (American eel), 4251 nucleotides. RefSeq names its product relaxin family peptide receptor 1 (gene rxfp1). NCBI's taxonomy places the organism in Eukaryota, Metazoa, Chordata, Actinopteri, Anguilliformes, Anguillidae. Gene Ontology annotation, biological process: hormone-mediated signaling pathway; adenylate cyclase-activating G protein-coupled receptor signaling pathway; activation of adenylate cyclase activity. The transcript has 18 exons. Bases 66 to 2351 code for a protein of 761 amino acids. The record is from RefSeq and is a predicted model, not a curated record. Gene Ontology annotation, molecular function: G protein-coupled peptide receptor activity; protein binding. Gene Ontology annotation, cellular component: plasma membrane.